Stylophora pistillata is the source of this 675-nucleotide messenger RNA. RefSeq names its product importin-4. The record is from RefSeq and is a predicted model, not a curated record. Lineage: Eukaryota; Metazoa; Cnidaria; Anthozoa; Scleractinia; Pocilloporidae. Gene Ontology annotation, molecular function: small GTPase binding. Gene Ontology annotation, biological process: protein import into nucleus.
AUGGAAAGGAAUAUUGCAGUGUUAAUGGGAGAAGGUAUCCUUCCAUAUCUACCAAGAUUAAUGGAGAAACUACUUGUUGCACUGUCACCCAGUACAAGUAUGCAGAUGAAGGAAUUAGCAGUUAGUGCAAUAGGAGCGACAGCAAAUGCUGCUAAAGAAGCCAUGUUGCCAUACUUUCCUCAAAUAGUUGAAUUUAUUAAGGAAUAUCUUAGCAACACGGAAUCAAUAGAAAGAAAUAUUCUACGAGUACAAGCUAUUGAUACAUUAGGUGUCCUGGCAAGAACAAUUGGAGCCAGUAACUUUAUGCCACUGGCAGAUGAAUGUGUUCAACUUGGUUUGAGACUACUUGAAGAAGACAGAGAUCCUGAUCUAAGGAGAUGCACAUAUGGUCUGUUUGCAUCAGUUUCUACAAUAUUAAAGAGCAACAUGGGAAAAUAUUUGAAAGACAUAGUAAAGUAUAUGAUUGAAUCACUUCAGUCUGCUGAAGGGAUUGUGACGCAUUAUGCAACUGAAGAUGAUCCCAGUUUUUUGCUGGAUGAUGAGGAUUUGGAAGGAGUUGGGGGUGUUGAGGACGAUGAUGAUGAAGUAACAGGAUAUAGCGUGGAAAAUGCCUAUUUAGAGGAAAAAGAAGAUACUUGUAACGCUCUUGGGGAAAUUUCAGAAAACUCAGGGUAG